UUCGAAUGUGUAAAGAGUGGUGUCAACAAAUUUAAGCUUUACGAUGGAAGGGGCUUUAUUAGCUAUCCUGAUGAAUGAAUCCAGUAGUAGUAGCAGCAGCAGCAAUAAUAGCAGCAGCAGCAGUUCAAAUUCUUCAAGCGAUGACGGACGUGAACGACAGCGUGUGCAAAAUUUUCUAGAAACAGUUCAUGCUAAAAGCAACGAGAAGUUAAGGGAAGAUUUCAGAUUGGAGCGGUCAAUUGUUAACAUAUUAUUAGAAAGUUUGGAAAAUAGUGGAUUCAUUCCAACCCAUACCUUUGGAAAGGAAAAGAAACCUGCAGAAUUGUGUUUAUUAAUGACACUUUGGUUUCUCGGCAACAGGGAAUCACAUAGGUUACUGUCAAAUCUCUUUGAUAUUUCAUUCUCAUCUGUAUUUCACAUAGUGCGAAGAGUCAUUGAUUGGCUCAUUACACUUGUUCCUCAGUUCAUUAAAUGGUUAGAAGGAAAUAACCUUGUGAGAAUAUCCGAGAGAUUUGAAAAUGUAGCAGGUAUUCGUGGUUGUAUUGACGCAAUAGAUGGUUCUCAUAUUCAUAUUAAUAAGCCAGAAGGAAAUGGUAGGGUAUAUUUCAACAGGAAACAACAUUAUUCUAUUCUACUGCAAGCUGUGGUAGACUGCGACCUAAAAUUCACGAAUGUAUAUUGCGGGGACCCGGGCUCUUUUCACGAUGCCAAAAUGUUAAGAAGAUCCGAUCUAUUUGUAGUAGCCGAACAGAAUCGCGAAAGAAUUUUUCCUAACAAUAGCUUUUUAUUAGGCGAUAAAGGAUAUAAUGGUGUAGCACAAACGUGGCUGGUUUGUCCUUUUCGGAACAACAGAAAUUUAACAGUUGAAGAAGAUGAGUUCGACACGAAAAUUUCUCAAACGCGUGUAGUAGUCGAACUAGCCUUCGGCAUUCACAAGGGUCGUUUUCGUUUACUGCAAAUGAUGUCACUUCGAGAUAUUUAAUUCAUGAUACGAGUUGUUGUCGCAUGUUGCGUAUUGCACAAUAUUUGUUUUAUAAACGGAGAUAAUGGGGAAGGUUUAUUCAAUGACGAACUUGAUCAACAAUGGAAUGACAUGUCGAAUAAUGAAGAUGUCAAUGAGUUGGAAUUCAAUGAUAUUCCGAUGACUUGAUUUACUAAUAUAUAAAUGUAAGCAAUAGAUGUAUAAUUCAAAAUUUAUUUGCUACAUAUUUUACGGAACUUAUUUUUCCAAAAUUGUAUCGAUAAACUCUAUUUCAUCUUUAUGAAAUUGUAUAUUAUAUAAAUGUACCCAAUAGAUGGACAAUUCAAAAUGUAUAUGCUAAAGAUUUGAUGCUGCAUAACUGUAAGCGUUAAAUAAAUUGAGUAGAUUUUGUAUCAAAAGUUUUUUUUUACUUUGUCUUUGGGGAGAAAUGAUAAUACCAUCUUAGGGUUUAAGUACAUAAAACUUUGGUUUG
This is a messenger RNA of Neodiprion virginianus, 1454 nucleotides long. Its product is annotated as protein ALP1-like. NCBI's taxonomy places the organism in Eukaryota, Metazoa, Arthropoda, Insecta, Hymenoptera, Diprionidae. Bases 44 to 982 code for a protein of 312 amino acids. The record is from RefSeq and is a predicted model, not a curated record. The transcript is spliced from 4 exons.